Neogale vison (American mink) is the source of this 2920-nucleotide messenger RNA. RefSeq names its product VENT homeobox (gene VENTX). The coding region runs from base 988 to 1761 and encodes 257 amino acids. NCBI's taxonomy places the organism in Eukaryota, Metazoa, Chordata, Mammalia, Carnivora, Mustelidae. Gene Ontology annotation, molecular function: RNA polymerase II cis-regulatory region sequence-specific DNA binding; DNA-binding transcription factor activity, RNA polymerase II-specific. Gene Ontology annotation, biological process: regulation of transcription by RNA polymerase II. The transcript is spliced from 3 exons. The record is from RefSeq and is a predicted model, not a curated record.
GGCACUCGCCCCGGAGGCCGCUCUUGCUGGUCCUUGGGGUCGCGUCCUGAAGAAAGAGGUGGUGGCCCCCUGAGGACGUGGGAGGGGUGCAUGACCCCGAAGGGACUCUUCCCUGGAGCCCCACGCAGCCCAUUCAUGAAUGAGGACGCUGUACCGUUUGGGCUCGGGGCUCCAGCGUCCCCUGGCGGCUCUGGGCCUGUGCUGACCACAGUGGGGGCAGCCUUUGGGAGGGGGGAAGACAGUUCUUCAGUCCUUUCUGCUGGAGUCCUUCUGGAGCAGCACAGAGGAGUCCAUACUCCCAGUGGGCAGACACCCCCCUUCUGUCCCUGGAAUCCAGCUCUAUGGCACCAGAGUGAAGUCGAGGGCAGGGAAUAGAGUUGUGGGGGGCCACUAGGUAUAAUCUGAGAGGGAGUGGCCAGUUGGAGCCAGCAGGGGACUCCCUGUCUGGUUGAAGUCCUCAUCCAGGAAUAUCUGCCCUCCAACCCUGCCGGACAUCUGCUCCGGGACCCCCGCCCCCGCCCCUGCCCUCCGGAUCCUGGGAACACUAAUGUGGACUCCCCCGACUUGAAGCAGGUGUGCACACCUGUCAUCUUUGGCCCUGCAGACGCAGGGUGGGAGACGAGGGGUCUCCAGCUAGGGUGCUCAGCUGGGAGGGGCCAGCCCAGGUGGGGGUUGGGGGAGUUGGAAGGAUGUGACCAGUUCUCAACCUCCACAGGUCGCCUAACUGGUGGCCACAGCCCCGCCCCUCUCCAGACAUCUUGGAGCCGGGGGAGGUGUGAAUGGCCUCCUUUGUGCCUCUGAAUUGAAGGCAAUUAGGUGCUACUUAUCUGGGGGUGGGGGGAGGACUUAAGCCAUCUACGCCUACCAGCCUCAAGAGCUCACUCCUCCUGAGCUUAUAAACGCCGCCCAGCUCUGCUGAACCUGCUGGGGACCGUGUGUCUAACCCCCGUCAUCUCUCCUGGGAACGUUGCGGCCGGCCCCACAGCCAUGUCGCCCUCCGCUGCCCUACCCAGGGGCCCCAAGCCAUCCAGGUUUGGCUCCGUGGACUGGCUUUCCCAGAGCAGCCGUGUGGGGCUGUCACACACCUGCAGGCCUGCUGAAGUCUCUUGGAGAAGCGCCUCUGCUCCAGCGAGGGUAUCCAGCAGCAGGGAGUUCCCUCAGACUGGGGGCAUGGAGGAGAAGCCCUCAGAAGUGUCUUCACGGGGGACGCCCACGGCUGGCUGGAGCCGGGAGGCAGACGCCCUGCGGGCUCCCCGCGUGCGCACGGCCUUCUCCGCCGAGCAGGUCAGCACCCUGGAGAGCGCCUUCCAGCGCCGCCGCUACCUGGGCCCCGCGGAGCGCCGGAGGCUGGCCCGGGACAUGCGGCUCUCGGAGGUCCAGAUAAAAACCUGGUUUCAGAAUCGCCGCAUGAAACACAAGCGCCAGCUGCAGGACUCCCGGCUGAGCGGCCCCUUCCCGGGAGCGCUCUGCCCGCCGGUGCCGCUCUGCGCAGCCCCCUCUGCACUCGGCAGUGGCUUGCAGCUUCUGUGCCCUUGGGCAUCCCCACUGGGGCCUCCCGCUCUGACACGGUUCCCUGCCUCCAUGUGGGACCCCCGCCAAGCGGAUCAAGCCUCCCUGGCCUUGGCGUGGGCCCCGGGUCGCAGGCUGCCUCCAGCGUUCUGCCUCCCGGACCCUGGGGGCCAGGCGCACACACUGGGUCCAGCCCUGUCCAGGGGACCCUGGGACCUGUGUGCCCUGCCCCAGACCAGGGAUGCCUUUUGAGGAAGUGUGAUAAGCCAGAGGCCUGGGCUGGAGCAGGAGCUGUCCCACCCAGAGCUGGUGCCUGCAGAGCGGCGCCCGGCAGCUCACUGGAGAGCCAUUUGCAGUCUGUUCCGUCACAGUGACGGCGGGUGUGAGCUGGGUGCCCAUCCACGGGCUGCACCUGGAACCCUGACCCACCGUAAGGUUCCGGAGGGCUACAGUUGAAGACAUUCACUGAAUACUGCUCCAGGCUUAGUUUAAGAAUGAAAUGAUGGUCCGUGAACAAAAUCAAAAGCCAGAAGUGGACUUGAUGAGUGUCGGGCUUCUAGUGCAUGAUCAAAGGGUAAUUUAUUCAUUAUAAAGUGUUGGAAAAAGUAAAGAUUCAGGGGUCCCUGGCUGGGUGGAGCAUGCAACUCUUGAUCUCGGGGCUGUGAGUUCAAGCCCUGUGUUGGGCAUAGAGCUUAAAAAUAAAAUUAAAUUAAAAAAAUUAAGAGGGAGACUUUUUUGUGUUGUGUGCUUACAAGCUUUGAGUGGAAACCAUGAGGGAUCAGAGGAAGUGAAGUGUUUGUUUUUAUCACUUUGGGGUUUGAGUUCCAUGUUAACAGUGACCCCAAAGCUGGAACCAGGGAAGAAUGCAGAAUGCCUGUCUGCCCACUGCCCCAGCGGAAGUCAGUGGGGUUGAAAACCUCUGCUGUGUCUUCAGAGCCCGUGCAAGCUGGCCACAACGCUGGGUGCCUCUCGUGGCCCUUCUGCUUUUUCUUUUGGCCAGAAAAACGUGGGGAGCUGGCAUCCAAACCAGUGUAUGACCUGGCUCGAGGGCUCGGCCUCUCACCAGGCCCUCUGGCUGGGCUGGCCUGGGCUCCUGGGUGCCUGCCAGGAAGAAGGCUGCCACGGGACACAGAGCUGCUCUGCCCAGCUCCAGCAGCAGGAGUGUGGGCCUCCGAACAGACCUGUCCAGGGGCAGCAAAUCCACAGGCCCGUUAGAGGCCACAGCCUCAGCCCGCUUGUGGGGACGGCUGCUACACCAUCACUUGGGGUCUCUGGCCGUCCCGUCAGGCCCUUUCCUGAGGGUUUCUUGGGGAAUCAGGGUUUUCUUAAACAUACACUGUUGAGCUUUUUUUUUUUUUUUUUAAAGAUUAUUUAUUUAUUUAUUUGACAGACAGAUCACAAGCAGGCAGAG